Molecule: messenger RNA, 2309 nt
Organism: Labrus bergylta (ballan wrasse)
Lineage: Eukaryota; Metazoa; Chordata; Actinopteri; Labriformes; Labridae
Gene: slc34a2b
Product: solute carrier family 34 member 2b
Biological process (GO): intracellular phosphate ion homeostasis; sodium-dependent phosphate transport
Cellular component (GO): vesicle; brush border; apical plasma membrane
Molecular function (GO): sodium:phosphate symporter activity
Source: RefSeq, a predicted model, not a curated record
UGGCUAUAAAAGCAGCUCUCAGUCUGGACACUGGUUACAGGUGUCCUAGGUGAAGCCUCACCCACUCAGCGCUCAGAGCUCCGCUGCAGCAGUCAUGGCUCCAAGACCAGAAGUGGGGACUGAUUCCUCCCCCAGGCUCGAUGACAACACUAUGUCUAAAGACAUGGCCAUCCUGCCAGCUUACUCUACUGUGGACCUGGUGAAUGAGGACAAAGACCAGGAUGAUCCCUGGGAUCUCCCGGAGCUCAAAGACACGGGGGUCAAGUGGUCAGAGCUGGACACUAAAGGGAAGAUUAUGAGAGUGCUGAGCGGGAUUGUAAAGUUCAUCAUGCUGCUCGGCCUCCUCUACCUGUUUAUCUGCUCGCUGGAUGUGCUCAGCUCAGCUUUUCAGCUGGUCGGAGGCAAAGCCGCUGGUGACAUCUUCCAGGACAAUGCAGUGUUGAAUAACCCUGUGGCCGGCCUGGUGAUUGGUGUGUUAGUCACCGUGCUGGUGCAGAGCUCCAGCACAUCCUCCUCUAUUGUGGUCAGCAUGGUGUCCUCUGGAUUGCUGGAUGUGGAGUCUGCAGUGCCAAUCAUCAUGGGUGCCAACAUUGGAACAUCUGUCACCAACACCAUCGUGGCCAUGAUGCAGGCAGGAGACAGAAAUGAAUUCCGCAGGGCGUUUGCUGGUGCCACCGUCCAUGACUUCUUUAACUGGCUGUCUGUGCUGAUUCUUCUGCCCCUGGAAGUGGCCACAGGUGUUCUCUACAAAAUCACCCACCAGUUAAUCAAAGCCUUCAACAUCCAGACUGGAGAGGAUGCCCCCGACCUGCUCAACGUCAUCACAGACCCUCUCACUGACUCCAUCAUCCAGCUGGACAAAUCUGUGAUCACUGGCAUCGCAACCGGUGACCCGGCAGCGCGAAACAAGAGUCUGAUCAAAGUAUGGUGCAAAAAAUACACAAACACGUCUUUCUGGAACACAACAGUGGAGAACUGCUCUACCGGAGGUAUCUGCUGGGAGGAAGGAAACCAGACCUGGACCCAGAUGAACUCGUCUUCGACCAUAUACCUGGAGAAAUGUAAACAUAUAUUUGUCAAUGUGAACCUGCCUGACCUGGCUGUAGGCCUCAUCCUCCUGGCUCUGUCUCUGCUUGUCCUCUGCUCCUGCCUCAUCCUCAUCGUCAAGCUGCUCAACUCCAUGCUGAAGGGCCAGGUGGCUGUGGUGAUCAAGAAGGUGCUCAACACAGACUUCCCCUUCCCCUUCGCUUGGGUCACUGGAUACAUCGCCAUCAUGGUGGGAGCAGGGAUGACGUUUAUAGUCCAGAGCAGCUCCGUCUUUACCUCAGCUAUAACUCCUCUUGUCGGUAUCGGUGUGAUUAGCCUGGAGAGAGCCUAUCCUCUGACUCUGGGCUCAAACAUCGGAACCACAACCACGGCUAUACUCGCUGCUAUGGCUAGUCCCGGAGAAACACUAGCCAACUCCCUGCAGAUCGCACUUUGUCACUUCUUCUUCAACAUCUUUGGGAUCGCUUUGUGGUAUCCCAUUCCCUUCAUGCGGUUGCCCAUCCGGCUGGCCAGAGGUCUGGGGAACCACACAGCUCAGUACCGCUGGUUCGCCGCCCUCUACCUCGUCCUCUGCUUCCUGGUCUUGCCUCUGUCCGUGUUCGGCCUGUCGGUGGCCGGCUGGCAGGUCCUGGUGGGCGUCGGCGUUCCCAUCGUCUUACUGGUGAUCUUUGUGAUCAUCGUCAAUGUCAUGCAGUCUCGCUGCGUGCGCUACCUGCCCAAGUGCCUCCGCACCUGGGACUUCCUGCCCCGUCCCCUGCACUCCAUGGAGCCCUGGGACGCCGUGGUGACCGCCACCUUCGGAUUCUGCGGGCGACACUGCUGCUGCUGCUGCAGUUGCUCCAAGUGCUGCAACAAACUAGAGGAGGAGACGAUGACGAGCAUCAGCAAGAAAAGUCUGGAGAUGUACGACAAUCCAACCCUGACGAGAGACGACGAUCCGAAGAUUAUCAAAGCAUCUCAGUUUUAAGAUAAUUCAGUGAAAACACGCCCAACUCAAUGCAAUAAUGUAAGCGUCUGUAAUUCUUCAUGCCUGCUCAGGGUGUGGUCUGUCCAUGAUUUAAGCACUCCAUGUUCAACUCUCUUUUACCGUCCUGCUGGAGAACAUGCACACAAGUGUUGGACACAUUAUUAUAAACCGGCUGUUUUUGUUUUUGUUAUGUCUAUAAUGUUUAUUUUAUGAUGUGUUUUUCUCAGACUCACUUAUCUGCUAACUCUGGGUGAUGCCAACUUAUUUUUUAUAUUUUUUUAUGAGAUGUAUAAAA